Molecule: messenger RNA, 1174 nt
Organism: Triticum aestivum (bread wheat)
Lineage: Eukaryota; Viridiplantae; Streptophyta; Magnoliopsida; Poales; Poaceae
Product: chitinase CLP-like
Exons: 2
Coding region: 50-1174 (374 amino acids)
Biological process (GO): proteolysis
Molecular function (GO): aspartic-type endopeptidase activity
Source: RefSeq, a predicted model, not a curated record
AUCAAUCCGUAGUCCCGAUCGAUCUUCACUGGCCAUUGGCGCAAGAAAGAUGGCACGACUCCUCCUCAUCCUGGCCGCCUCGCUGGUCGCACUGGCGUGGCCGGCGUCGUGCCAACGUCUUCCGGUGCUCGCCCCGGUCACCAAGGAUCUCGCCACCUCCCUCUACACCCUCCCCUUCCACGACGGAGCCAAUCUCGUCGUCGACAUCGCCGGCCCGCUCGUCUGGUCCACCUGCCAGCGUGACCACCUGCCGGCGGAGCUCCCGUGCAAGAGCCCCACCUGCCGACUCGCCAACGCCUACCCCGUCCCGGGCUGCCACGCGCCCGGCUGCGGCCGCGAUUGGCACGGCGACAGGACGUGCACGGUCUACCCGUACAACCCGGUCACCGGCGCGUGCGCUGCCGGGAACCUCGUCCACACAAGGUUUGUCGCCAACACCACCGACGGGAGGAACCCGGUGAGCCAGGUGAACGUCAGGGCCGUGGCGGCGUGCGCGCCGAGGAAGCUCCUGGCGUCGCUGCCCCGGGGCUCCACGGGCGUUGCCGGGCUGGCGGGCUCCGGCCUGGCGCUUCCGGCGCAGUCGAUGGACCACACCCCGCUCGUCACCAAGCAGGGCAGCCCGGCGCACUACAUCUCGGUCAAGUCCAUUAGCAUGGACAACACCCGCGUCCUCGUCUCCGAGCGCGCGCUCGCCACGGGCGGCGUGAUGCUCAGCACGAGGGUGCCCUACGCAUUGCUCCGGCGGGACGUCUACCGCCCGUUCGUGGACGCGUUCGUCAAGGCCCUGGCGGCGCAGGCUGCGCCAGGAGGGCCCGUCGCGCGCGCGGUGAGGCCUGUGGCGCCGUUCGAGCUGUGCUACGACGCGCAGACGCUGGGCAACACGAGGUUCGGGUACUGGGUGCCGAGCGUCACCCUGGCGCUCGACGGCGGGAGGGACUGGAGGAUGGCCGGGGUGAACUCGAUGGUGGACGUCGAGCCGGGGACGGCGUGCCUUGCGUUCGUGGAGAUGAAGGGGGUGAAGGCCGGGGACGGCAGGGCGCCGGCGGUGAUCGUGGGAGGGCUCCAGAUGGAGAACAUCGUGCUGGAGUUCGACAUGGAGAAGAAGCGGCUCGGGUUGCGCACGAUGCCCUACUAUAUGCAGUGCAGCCACUUCAAUUUCACUCGAAGCGCCUAG